This is a messenger RNA of Cryptomeria japonica (Japanese cedar), 1854 nucleotides long. Its product is annotated as 7-deoxyloganetin glucosyltransferase. Gene Ontology annotation, molecular function: UDP-glycosyltransferase activity. The record is from RefSeq and is a predicted model, not a curated record. The coding region runs from base 375 to 1778 and encodes 467 amino acids. The transcript has 2 exons. NCBI's taxonomy places the organism in Eukaryota, Viridiplantae, Streptophyta, Pinopsida, Cupressales, Cupressaceae.
CGUUCUUCUCAAAUGAUUAAUGCAUUCUGCAUAAUGAGUAGGACGAUCAUGUGGGGUGUAGAACGGUAGGUGUGGAAAGAAAGUCUAGGUUUUAUCAUUUUCUUCGACAAUCGUAUUUUUUCCAGUUCAGACAACGCAUUUGUAUCUGAGAUUGCUACUUUAUCAGUGCAUUAAAUAUUGUGAUUAUGAUGCGCAUAAAAUAUGUAGGGUAGAAUAGGAAUGGGGCUUAACCUGUCAAUUUUUUAUGAGCAUCUUUCUUCCUAACAGUCUUCAUCCUUGUGACUUUGAUUCAUGCAUUAUUAAAUCUCUCUUUACUCGCCCACUCGGAUACAUAGAUUUUCAUUAACAGUUGAGGUUCAGUACUGCUCAUAAACAUGGCCAUGACAAACAGACCUCAUGCUCUAAUGUUGGCCUUUCCCACUCAGGGCCAUAUUAAGCCCAUGAUGCAAUUUGCCAAAAUUGUGUCUGCCCGGGGAUUUCAUGUCACUUUUGUUAACACUGAAAACAUGCAUGAGAAAAUGUUGAAAUCUGGAUCGAUCCAGUCCAUGGGUGGGAUUAAUUUCGAAACUAUUCCAGAUGGCCUUCCUCCUCAGCACGGUCGUACCAGCCAGAUUGAUGAGCUCUGUAAAUCCAUCACAAAUAAUUGCUCUCCACAUUUCGAAAAGGUGAUAGAUAAGUUGAAUAACUCAGCAGAUGUCCCUCCAUUGAGCUGCAUUGUCUACAAUGGAGUUAUGAGUUGGGCUCAAAAAUCGGCCAAGCGAUUGGGAAUUCCCGGAGUAUCAUUCUGGACAGCCAGUGCUUGUGGCUUCAACAUUUACAUCUCAAUGCCUCUUCUUGUGGAGAAGGGAUAUAUUCCUCUCAAAGAUAAAAGCUAUCUCACUAAUGGGUAUCUAGAAGAUGAGAUCAGUUGCAUUCCUGGGAUGCCCACAUUGCGUAUAAAAGAUGUGCCAAGUUUCUGCCAUGAUCCUACUAAUUACAUGUAUGAGUUUGUAGAAACCCAAUGCCAGGCAGCUCUCUUGGCCGAUUUCAUGGUAGUUAAUACAUUUGAUGAGAUAGAGGGCUCAAUAAUAGACACACUUCGGGCCAGGAUUCCUGUGUAUAGCAUAGGCCCUGUUUUACUUUCUGUAGCAGAAGAAACAGAUGGAUUGUCUGCAAGUAUAUUUACUGAAGAAACAAGCUGUGUAAAAUGGCUCGAUAGUCAAGAACCUCAUUCGGUUAUUUUUGUGUGCUUUGGAACCAUGGCAGUUAUCUCUGAAAGGGAGCUUGUAGAGUUUGCAUGGGGUCUAGAGGCCAGCAUGCAACCAUUUCUAUGGGCUAUUCGUGCAGAUCUUGUUCGUGGGGCUUCCGCUGUGUUACCUGUAGAGUUAAUGGAGAAAGUGAAGGGAAGAGGUCUUUUUGUAAGCUGGGCACCUCAGGUAGAAGUGCUCUCACAUCCUUCUGUGGGAGGUUUCUUAACUCACAAUGGAUGGAACUCCACUUUAGAAAGCAUUUGUGCGGGUGUACCCAUGAUUUGUUGGCCAUUCUAUGCAGAACAACAGAUCAAUAGGACUUAUGUGAGCCAGGUUUGGAAAAUCGGGAUUUCGAUGAAUGACUAUGUGACAAGAGGAGUGAUGGAAGAAAUGGUGAGGAAACUGAUGAAAGGGAAGGAAGGGGAAGAAAUGAGGAGGAGGAGUGCUGAGUUGAGAGAUUCUUCCAUUAAAGCGGUCAAGAAAGGAGGAUCUUCUUACAAUAAUUUGGAGAAGAUUUUAGAGGCGAUGGAAGGAAGAAAGGAUAUAUGAUUGAUCUAAUUUAUUUUAGAUUGCUUGGACAUUUUUAUGAUUAUGUAUUAAUUUGUGUUUGAUAGUUUACAAUUUA